Molecule: messenger RNA, 1156 nt
Organism: Phalaenopsis equestris
Lineage: Eukaryota; Viridiplantae; Streptophyta; Magnoliopsida; Asparagales; Orchidaceae
Product: probable Histone-lysine N-methyltransferase ATXR5
Exons: 4
Coding region: 250-975 (241 amino acids)
Molecular function (GO): protein binding
Source: RefSeq, a predicted model, not a curated record
AACGGACGGGCUGAUAUUAUGCCCCAUUGGAACUUUGCUAAUCCUCAACUAAGAUGUCAUUACUUGUUCUAAUUCCUAAGGCCCCAAAAUUUUUCAGAACCUCACUUGGUCUAGGGUUCGCUGAAAGAUGUGCGCUUUCAUCCCUCUGGAAACAUUCCAACUCCUUAAAUCAGAUAUUACACUUUUUAGUUCUAUCCUUGACAAAUCUUUUCUUUGUUAUACUCAUCACUUGUAUAAUGACUUUUUGUAAUGCCGUUGAAUGUCCUCGCUUCAAAAGGAAGGAAAAGAAGGCGUUCCAUUUUUCUAUGCAGCCAAAAGAAACGGAGGAGAUUAGUGCCCUUUUCUCCAAGCGAAGAUCCGAAUCAAAGACUUGUGCAAAUGGGUUCUCUCGCAACUGCACUAACUUCAUUGAAGAUGGAGUUCAGCAAUGAUUUAAGUUACUUUCCUGGAAUGGCCGCUAGCUCUGCUAAUACGGCCAUCCUAGAGAAGGGUGGAAUGCAGGUCCUGGCUGGAGAAGAUAAAGAAACUUUAGAGCUGUGCAGGACCAUGUACAGGAGAGGGGAAUGCCCUCCCCUGGUUGUAAUUUUUGAUUCAUGUGAAGGCUUCACAGUGGAAGCUGAUGAGGACAUCAAGGACAUGACCUUUAUCUCGGAGUACACUGGAGACGUGGAUUACUUGAAAAGGCGAGAACAUGAUGACUGUGACAGCAUGAUGACCCUUCUCCUUGCAACAAAUCCAUUUCAUAGCUUAGUCAUCUGUCCAGAUAAAAGGGGAAAUAUUGCUCGUUUCAUCAGUGGAAUUAACAACCAUACUCCGAAAGGCAUGAAGAAGCAGAACGUUAAAUGUGUCAGAUAUGAUGUCAAUGGUCAGUGUCGAGUCCUACUUAUCGCUUGUCGCGACAUAUCUCGUGGCGAAAGGCUUUAUUAUGACUACAAUGGGUACGAGCAGGCAUACCCAACCCAGUUUUUUUUGUAAUAUUUCACCGAAACAUUAGCUUACCCAUUUAUCAUUGGAAACCAUAAAUCUAUGAUUUGAGGGGCUGCUUUUUACUUACUGUACACCCGGUUCCUUUUACCAUUUAAAGGCCGCCAGCGGUGUUCCAUGAGGCAUUUUUUUUUCCCAUAAUUUUAAUGCAUUUUUGCGUCCAUUUUGCAUU